Messenger RNA from Anoplopoma fimbria (sablefish), 5164 nucleotides. RefSeq names its product rho/rac guanine nucleotide exchange factor (GEF) 2 (gene arhgef2b). Gene Ontology annotation, cellular component: ruffle membrane; cytoskeleton. Gene Ontology annotation, biological process: cell morphogenesis; positive regulation of neuron differentiation; regulation of Rho protein signal transduction. The record is from RefSeq and is a predicted model, not a curated record. The coding region runs from base 91 to 2823 and encodes 910 amino acids. Gene Ontology annotation, molecular function: microtubule binding; guanyl-nucleotide exchange factor activity. Lineage: Eukaryota; Metazoa; Chordata; Actinopteri; Perciformes; Anoplopomatidae. The transcript has 22 exons.
UCACACUGCGGACUGCUCCGGCUCCAGAACCAGCGCUCCUCUGAUCAGCUGACCGUCGAUCGGCCGCCUGGGCUCGGUUCCGUGGAGGGGAUGUCCCGGCUGCUGGAGAGCAGGAGACAGGACAGGAUGAGGGAGAUCAACCUGAAGAACAAGGAGAAGGUGCGUCUGAAGGAGCGAGAGAAGGAGGCGCGAGAGAGGGAGGCCAGGUACAGCAAUGGCCACCUGUUCACCUCGCUGACCGUCUCCUCCACCACUCUAUGCUCCUCCUGCAACCGGAGCAUCACGGCCAAGGAGGCGCUCAGCUGCCCAGCAUGUAACGUCACCAUCCAUAACCGCUGCAGAGACAGUCUGGCCAGCUGUGCCAAGAUGAAGCAAAAGCAACAGAAGCUGACGUUGUCUAGAAAUUCUUCAGCUCUGCAGAACGUCACCAUGCGCAACAAAACUCCGAUGAUGAAGGAGCGUCCCAGCUCGGCCAUCUAUCCCUCAGACAGCCUCCGUCAGUCUCUGCUCGGCUCCCGACGCGUUCGCUCCGGUCUCUCAUUGGCCAAGAGCGUCUCCACCAAUAACAUCGCAGGGAUGAGUGAUGAAUCUGUAGGUCUCAGGAGGAUUCUGUCUCAGUCCACAGAGUCUUUGAACUUCAGGAGCAGAACUCUGUCCAUGGAGUCUCUGACCGACGACGGUGAGUGGUGGUGGAGCCCCCUGCUGGAGGAGCUGCAGGAGGAGGGCCGCUGUGUUCAGGCCGACAGCUGGAGUCUGGUUGUGGAGCAGAACUUCCUGAAGACGCUUCAUAAAGACCUGAUCAAGAAGCAGGACGUCAUCUACGAGUUGAUCCAGACGGAGUUCCACCACGUGCGGACGCUGCGGAUCAUGGAGGGCGUGUACCGGCGGGGCAUGCUGGAGGAGGUGAUGCUGGAGGCGGCCGUGGUCCACACCAUCUUCCCCUGUCUGGACCAGCUGCUGGAGUGGCACUCCGGCUUCCUGUCGGAGCUGCUGAACCGGAGGAAGGAGGGCCUGACGGAGGACAGCUCCCCCAACUUCACCGUCCAAAGCAUCGGAGACCUGCUGCUCAGACAGUUUUCAGGUCAGUCUGCAGACGACAUGAAGAAACUUUACUCUGAGUUCUGCAGUCGUCAUCCCAAAGCUGUGAAACUCUACAAAGAAGUUUUAACUCGAGACCGAAGGCUGCAGCCGUUUGUGAGGCGUGCCUGUCGUGGUCCUCUGCUGCGUCGCCAUGGCGUCCAGGAGUGCAUCCUGCUGGUGACACAGCGAAUCACAAAGUACCCCGUCCUCAUCCAACGAAUCCUCGACAACACCAAAGGCAGUGAAGAGGAGGCACAGGCGUUGAGACGGACCCUGCUCCUCCUGAAGGAGCUGAUCAGCUCGGUGGACAAGGAGGUGCUGGAGCUGGACCGGACCAGGAGGCUGCAGGAGAUCCAGGCCCGUCUGGACCCCCGGGCCCAGGCGGAGGUCCGGGGAGGAGGAGUCUUCAGAGGGGGAGAGCUGCUGAGGAGGAGGCUUCUCCACGAGGGGUCGCUCCUCUGGAAGGUCCAGGGCUCCAGGAUGAAAGAUGUGCAGGUCCUGCUGAUGUCAGACAUCUUGGUUUUCCUCCAGGAGAAAGAUCAGAAGUUCACCUUCGCGUCACUGGACAAGUCUCCGGUGGUGUCUCUGAACAACCUGAUCGUCAGAGACAUAGCCAAUCAGGAGCGAGGGAUGUACCUGAUCAGCGCCUCCACCCCUCCAGAGAUGUACGAGCUGCACGCUUCGUCCAAAGAAGGCCGGCGGACCUGGAUGAGCCGCAUCCAGCAGGCCGCUGUCAGUUGUCCGUCCAGAGAUGAGUUUCCUCUCAUCGAGACUGAAGACAAAGCUUUACUGCGCAGACUCAGAGCUGACAUCCAGCAGAAGGACAGGGAGGUGCUGGAGCUCCUGCAGGAGCGAGUGACUUUGUUUUCUGACCUGGUGGAGGCGACAGGAAGAGAAGGAGGAGAUGAAGAAGGAGGUGUGGAGCUCAGCACCACCUCCUCCUCUUCCUGCAGGAACCUGUUUAGAGCGGACACUCCUCACGCUCCUCAGGCCGAGCCGCUCCUCACCUCCUCCAUCACUGAGGUGGACAAACUGACUGAACUGCUGCUGAACUCCAACAUCCAGAAAUCCACCGUAACCAACGGCAACCAGGAGCUCAGCAACGGGGACUCUGGUUCUCUGAACGGAUCCUUUGAACUGAACAGCAGCUCCUCAAAGGACAGAAACGGCAACCAGCUGCAGGAGCGAACCCUGAGCCAGGAGGUCCGUCGGCGGUUGGUCAGUCUGAGCACGCAGCUUCACGCCCUGCAGGCUGCCGUGAUCCGUCAGGAUUCCAUCCUGGAGCUGUCAAUCAGAACAGACCCCGCCCCUUUGUCUAGCACAGGCCCCGCCCCCGGCCCCCGCCUCACCCGGUCGAUGUCGCGUGACGCAGGCAUGGACGCCAGCGGGGAGGCGGUGCUGCUGAGGCGGCAGGUGGAGAUGCUGCAGGAGGAAGUGACACGGCUGCGUAGGAGGGGGGAGGAGCCAGGAAGAGAGGGGGCGGAGCCAGGAAGCAAGAAGAGGAGCAAUGGAGAGAUCAGUGAUGUCAUCAAGGGAGAACAGCAGGGAAGCAGGAGGCGGGGCAGCAGGGAGCUGGAGUCCCGCCCCCUCGCACCAUUGGCCAGCCAGGAUCCUGUCGACCAAUUGGACGGCGUGGAGGAAGGAAACGGGGAGGAAGUGAUGAGAAUCUCUCCUCGCUCUGACAGCCCCAGAGACCUGCAGGACAUCCCAGAGGAGAGCGAGUGUGGAGGCGAUCCCAGUUAACGUCACACCUGUAGCUGAUGACCUCAGGGACCUGCUGAUGUCACCGUGAUGUCACCUCCAAGUCACCGUGGUGCCAGUCGCUGUCAGACUUUUAUUGUGAAAGCUGGAGAUGACGUCAUAUCCUGUUUUACAGAAGCGUUUUAGACCAAAUGGGACUAAAAUACCGUUUCUCCUGAAGUGUUUUCUGAAUGUUGCUGUUAGGUUAGAAACAGGAAGUAUAACCAUGUGACCUGUUUACAUCAUCAGCUGUGGCCCCGCCCAUACACGCUGGAGUGGGCGGGGCUUUGUAUUGGGAGGGCGGGGUUUAUAUAGUGGCACUGUUUUUCUGUCAGUGAGACUCAAAGAUGAGACACAUUAAUGGUCACCACACUACAAUACCCAGAAUGCCUUUGGAUAUCCACAACUUGAGUCACAACCUGCUGUGUUCAGUUGGAUUAUAAUGUUUCUUCUUGUGAGAACCAAACAUGUAAACUGUAUUUAUAUGGUAAUUUAAAACUAAUGGUAGUUUAACAUUAGAAACAUUAUGUAGAAUGUUACUAUCAAACAGACAAAGAGACUCAAAUCUGUUUCUGUCAUUUGUGAACCAAAAAAAAAAGAAUUCAAUUUAUAAGUUUACAGAAAUGUUUCUAGAAUUAAGCAGUUUUUAAAGAAUCUCUGAAGACAGUUUAGUUUGUUUCGGGGGUGGGGGGGGGGUCAGUGGUGUUUUUAAAGAAACAGGAAACUGUUUGCUGUUUGACUGAAACAUGAGAUCCAUGCUGUCUGUUAGCAUGUUAGCAUGUUAGCAUGGCUGUUUCUUUUAUACUUGUAUAGAACCUGAUCGUAUAUUGUCUUAUUGAUUGGUUGGUUUUAACCAACAGCUUGAUUGAGGAUGUUUUUAAUGAGCUGAAAAUUUUAAAGGUGGCCGUUCAGUCAGUGUUGAUGGUAAAUGUAGUUUAUUGAAGCAAUAACUUCCUCAGUACUGCUGUUUUGACCAGAGGGCUGAGUUCUCCUGCUGUGCCUACAUUUACCAGGAUGCAUUGCACGUGAGCGUCUGCCGGUCUUAUCCUGGACUCUCAUGAAGCCACAGCGUCUCUGCUGAGUCUCUGGAUCAAUAAACACCGCUGAACUACAGUCAGACUGUAGAAACACUGGAGACGCCCUCGUCCUCUGACCUCAUAUUAUGGGAUGCCAAGACCUCUGUUAGCUAUACAAGAAAAGAGAACACAGUGGUUGAGUUUCUGAGCUCCAUCUGGCUGUCUGGAGAACUACAAUCUGAACAUGUCUGUAGUUCUUCUUCGUCGCUGUCAGUCACAUGACUGGAUGCAGGAGGAACUACACAUUCAUCAUCCUGUGUCAGUACAGCAGCACUGAGGAGUUCAAUGCUUUAAUGGACUACAUUUACCAUCAACACUGACUGGAACGUUUCCCUUUAACCAAAAGCUGUUGAUCUGCAGAGCAGAACUGUAUUCAAAGUGUUUACUGAUGAAGGACGGCAGCAGAGAAAAUAAUGUGAGGUUCCAACACCUGCAGAUUUUACAAAUAUUUCAUUUUAGAUUUAAAAAGAUGAAGGAGCACGUUCGCCAUGGAUACAGUAACCAUGGACACCGUGAUGUUCAUUCUGAUGGAUUUAAAUCAAAGCUGCUGAUGAUCUCAGUGUGAAGGACGACAGGGGAACGUCUCACCAUCAUCAGGAGUCAACGUGAGGAACGGUGUGAACAUCAACCUCCAGACUGAACGAUGUGCAUAAAAUAUUUAAUGACCGUGUGAAGGAAUAAAAACCUCCAAAGUGUUAAAGGUCACAUGAUACAGAAACAAUGCCUACAUAAAAAUGAUCUUCAUCAUUGUUCUCUGAAACACAUUUAAACAUUUCAAAAAUAAACAGAACGACGGUUUAAAGGAGGAAUUCACAUAAAAUGAAAUAAAUAUUAAUCUCCUAAUAAGAUGCCAAGUUAGGGUUAUAUUUCAUCAUUGGAGCUCAUGUUUUCUUACUGCGUGUUUAUUAAAAUUACAAAUCUCCUUAGUACAUUUCUAUAUUUCAGGUGUUUUGGUAUCAUGUGAUCCUUCAAACUGCAGCUGAGUUUUUAUCAUGAAGUUUUAUAGACUCGUCCUGUCGAUUUCAGAAGUUAAAAUGUUCAGAAGAUAAAAUGUUCAGACUGAUCUGGAGUCAGCGUCUUAUUAUAAUGUAGUUUUUAACUGUAGAAACAUUCUAAUGAAGUAAUUGUUUGUAUAAAGAUUUGAUCAGAAAGCUGAAAAUGAUUUUUGCUGUAAGCUUAUUGUUUGUGUGCUCAUUAUAAAUCUAAUCAGCUGGACAACAUGUUGAUGUUGCUGUUUUUAUUUCUGCAUAAAGUACUUUUAAUCUCCA